Messenger RNA from Mangifera indica (mango), 1089 nucleotides. RefSeq names its product MDIS1-interacting receptor like kinase 2-like. The transcript has 2 exons. Gene Ontology annotation, biological process: protein phosphorylation. NCBI's taxonomy places the organism in Eukaryota, Viridiplantae, Streptophyta, Magnoliopsida, Sapindales, Anacardiaceae. Gene Ontology annotation, molecular function: protein kinase activity; ATP binding. The record is from RefSeq and is a predicted model, not a curated record. Bases 31 to 972 code for a protein of 313 amino acids.
GCACUUGCUCUUAUAAUUGUUGUGACAAUAAUGUUCUUUUGUUUUUGGAGAAAGAAACAAGAGUUACCAAAAGAACAUAGAAGGGUGAAUAAGGAUAAAUUUCUUUCGGUAUUAAAUUUUGAUGGAAAAACAAUGUUUGAAGAAAUUGUAAGUGCAACAGAGAAUUUUGAUGCCAAGUAUUGUAUUGGGAGUGGUGGGUUUGGCAGUGUUUACAAAGCACAAGUUCUAUCAAGGGCUGUUUUUGCAGUAAAGAAAUUUCACUCAUUUCAUCUUGAUGAGGUAGAUGACCAAAAAGAGUUUUUAAAUGAAAUAAAGUCAUUAACAGAGAUACGACAUCGAAAUGUUGUGAAAUUUUUCGGUUUUUGUGUACAUUCUCAACACUUUCUUUUAGUUUAUGAGUAUCUUGAAAGAGGUAGUUUGGCCACUUUCUUGAGUACUGAAGCUACAGCAAGAGAAUUGGAUUGGGGUAAAAGAGUAAAUAUCUUAAAAGGUGUGGCUAGAGCAUUGUCCUACCUACACCAUGGUUGCCUCCAACCAAUAGUCCAUCGAGACAUAUCAAGCAAAAAUGUGUUGUUGGAUUCAGAAUAUGAAGCUCAUAUUUCAGACUUUGGAAUUGCAAAAUUUCUCAAGCCAGACUCAUCCAAUUGGACACAACUUGCAGGCACAUAUGGAUAUAUUGCACCAGAAUUAGCUUAUACAAUGAAGGUAACUGAGAAAUGUGAUGUAUAUAGUUUUGGAGUGUUAGCAUUAGAAGUAAUCAAAGGAAAUCAUCCUAGUGAUAUCAUUCCUUCUUUAUCCUCUUCUUUCACUUGGGAGAACAUGUUGUUGAACAACAUUUUGGAUCCACGUCUUUUACUUCCUUCGCCUACUGUUCAAGAUCAACUAAUGGUCAUCAUAAAGCUAGCAAUCGAUUGCUUGGGUGCAAAUCCAAAACACAGGCCGACCAUGGACAUGGUUUCUCGUAUGUUUUGAACUACAACGUAUCAUUAUUAAUACUUGGUAGAAUGUCUUCUACAGUAGAAUAAAAAUAAUGUGUCAUUUUGUUAUUCUAGUUCAUUGCAUGCAUCUAGUUUCCUAGGCAUGGUUUUU